GAGCGUGGCGAGGUUCCGGUGCCUCUCGUGAAUGUGCUGUUUUCAAACAUGGGGAGGUUAACCCACUGAAACCAAUGAAUAAUAUGUGGAAACUAGAUAAUCCCGGUGUUAUCGUAUUGGUAAGUGUGCUAAGUGGGUGCGUGAUCCUGUACACUUCGUCGGGUGCCCUAAUAGGCAUUCUCCUGGCCCUGAUAAUAACAGUGUACGGCUGUGUAUCACUGCUCAUUGACGAUAGUCUCGUGACACGACACGCGUCUAUUGUCCAAGAUUACCUGAGUGCAGCCGGUGUUAAUUUCAACGAAUUAUUCGAUAUUAUAUCGUCACAAACGUCUGGCUACGUUUCACAAUUGUUUGAGAUUGUUAAGGAGUGUUACAAGGAGCAGAUAACCAACAGGAUGGAGCGUUACCGCAGAAGCACGUACCAAUUGAGCUCUGAGUCACUGGUGAAUAGUCCAAGGACAGCUGGUCAACUCAAGACCCUGAAAGGACUCAGUCCCAUACCGAAGAGAAGUGUUGGUGCUCACAUCAGUGAAUCGGAGAAUAAUGUCUAUGUGGGGAGGAGUUCGGGGGCUUAUGAGAGUGCCAGGGCUUUUGACAAGGUCACGUCGACGCCAGUGAUACCGUGGAAGCGGAGGGACGCGAAGAAUGGGGAUGUCUGUGGUGAUUCAAUCGUGGGACAUCGACAUGUCAAGAAAUCGUCGUCUGAUCUGGGCUGCGGGGGCAACAGGGAGGAGGAGGGGAGCCCUUGGGGCACCUCCAUCAGCCCCAAGAUCAGGCCCAGGGCUGCUGGGGUCAAGACUGUGCAGACUGUUGCUGGCCCUCUUCUUGCGUCUACUAGAUACAAUAUUGAUACUAAGACAUACACCGACAUAACAUCUCCAGGGCUGACCUCCCGCCUCACGAAAUACGCGACAGAGGCCACGACAAAACUGAGGCAAUCGCCAUACGGAACCGGUCAGUUCCCCAAAGUGAACUUGAGCUCAAGUCCAACGCCGUUAAUAAACUCCAAAACUGGGAAGAUGAGGCUGCCAGUGACGGUGCGGAUCGCGCCACCAGACACCAGAUACUCUCCCCCCGAGCGUCAAAGAAUGAUCUCCGACAUCUGCCAAGACCCCCCAAGAACCCCUCCAACAGUGGCGCAGGUCCUGCGAGACAUGUCGUUGAAGAGACACGCUUCCAGGGAAGACGUAGCAGCUGAACUCAUAAAAAAACAGCGAACGGAUGGCCUGUAUGGUGACGAGCUGGAGAACCUCGAGGAGAUGACGCAGAAGCGAGCGAGAGAAGACUCCUCGCGAUCAGACGAAGACAUCUCCAUCGACAACACGUCCCUGAGGCCAGUCAAGAGAACGAAAAAGCCCUCUUGCUACGACAUCUUGAACUCCCUGAGCUCCAGUACAAACGUCAACUCAGGGGUGAAGAGGAAAGCAGACAUCUCCCGAAGUGGCACCCCAGACCUUGGAAAGCACUUCAAAUCCCUGGACACAAGUCAAGUCUCAAGAUCUUCCAAACUGCCUGGAGACCUCCAGAACUCAAACAAAUCCAUCAACGAGAGCUCUUUAUCUCUGCCUGAUGCAGCCAGUCGAAGAAGCUCCCCAGAAAGUGUCUCCCCGAGGUCCCCAGGAAGACCAUCAUCCAAGCACGCGUCCCCAGAGGCCCACGAAAUCGAGGAAAUCUUCAAGAACACUAAGAACUCGAUGAUAGAGGUCCCAGUAAAAUUGACUGAUCGGUUAUUCAUGAAGGAGGAGCCCCAGAAUAUUGAUAAACUGAAGAGUCUGAUUGACGAGCACAGCUCGUUGUCCUCGAAAUUCUCCAUGAGCGAUGUCGAGGAGAUCAAGAAGUCUGACAUAAUCAACAUGAGGCAGACUAGCAUGAAGGCAAAGCUGAAGAGCAUGUUUGAUGCCAUUUCUGGAAAGACAUCUAGCACUAUUGAUCCUAGUGUUGUCAUUCAGGCUGAGUCAAUCACAUUGCCAUCCUCACCCUCUAGUUUGGCAACUCUGAGCUCGUCAACCUGCACGACUAACGUCAACACGUCCCCAAUAUCGACUUCAGCUAUUGUUCCAAUAAUUGGGAAGGCGAAGACGAUGGGAACUCCUGGGAAACACGUGACAUUUAAUUUAGCUAGUGGUUCUGGGUCGUCGAGUUCGUUGUCGUCAGGAGUGGUGCUGCCUCAGUUGGAGUUGGAUAAACCUGAGGGAAAGGAGGAGAUUAACAAACCAGAGGCCUCAGCAGGGUUCUCUUUUGCCUCGAGUGUCGUCACUUCUCCAUCGUCAAGUGCUGGAGAUAAAUCUCAAGGAUUUUCAAUCACCCAAGCCCCAACAUCUUCAGCUCCUGUCUCGAAUCCCACUACAACUGCGAAUUCCACAGCUCCAGCAGUGACAUCCAGCUCUCAAACCCCAACUUUUUCGUUUGGAACAUCAUCCACGUCAGCAUCGACAGCUCAGACAAUUCCAACGUUUUCCCAAUCGAGUCAGAAGCUCUUCCAGCCAGCAACUGCAGUCUCAACAGCUGUGACUACUUCAGCAGUUGAUGCAGCCCCCAAGGCAACGACACUCUUCAGCACCCCGACAUCAACGACAUCUUCCUCAGGGACACCUGCCCCUCCAGCUCCUGGGAAUGGGCUCCUGACGUUCGUGGGAGCGAGCAAAUCCCCUCCUAAAGUCGCUGGGUUCUCCUUCGGUGCAGUAUCUUCCAGUUCUUCAGGGGCGAGCCAAACUGCCACCACCAGCACAUCAUCGUCCGGAUCAGGAUUCAAUUUUGGCGUUGGUUCAGGCGCUGCUACCAGCACUCCAGUGUUCGGAGCCACCACCACUUCAGCCCCUGCAACCUCAACCCAAUCAUCUACUUUCACGUUUGGAGGGAACAAAACUACUCAGUCGACAACUCCAUCAUCAGGGUUUUCGUUUGGAUCGACAGCACCAGUCGCCUCUUUUGGUGGAUCCACAACGUCUCAAGCUCCUGCAACAACAACUCUAACAUUUGGAACUGCAACUUCUGCCUCAACUCUAGCAUUUGGAAGUUCAACAACAGCAGCUCCUGCCUUUGGGACGCCUUCAGCCACUGCCUCAACUCCGGCAUUUGGGAGUUCUUCAACAACUUCUACCUUUGGGACUCCAUCAACAGCAGCUCCUGCCUUUGGAAAUCCCUCAACAACUACUGCCUUGGGGACUACGUCAACAGCUUCUGGCUUUGGGACCCCAUCAACAACAGCUUCUGCCUUUGGGACUCCAUCAACAACAGCCCCUGCCUUUGGAGCACCUUCAACAGCAGCUCCAGCCUUCGCAACUCCAUCAACCCCAUCAUUCAGCAGUGCCCCAACCCCAUUAUUUGGUACUCAACCCUCAGGCUUCAAUUCAACCACCACAACUGCCACUGCCAUCACCUUUGGACCCCCCAAGACAACAGUCUCAGCCUUUGGCACAACAACAGCAAGCACAACCCCCAGUUUAUUCAAUGGGGCCACCACAACUCCUUCAACAUCAAACUCCAUGUUCAGUGGAGCUAGUGCCUUUGCACAGGGCAAACCCCCAACUUUUGGUGCCACAACAACAGCAGCCACUGGCUUCGGAGGGACCACGAGCACCAGCUUUGGUGGGCCUUCGUCGCUGUUUGGGGGACAGCCCACGACAACUGCUGGCUUUGGAGGCAAUCCCUCAACUACAACCACUUCAGCUUUUGGCCAGACAUCUUCAGGGUUUGGGGGAAACACCACUGCAGCUCCAGCCUUUGGAACUUCCUCAGUUGUCCCCAGUUUUGGGGGCACGUCCUCAGGAUUUGGAGGACAGAAUUCAGGGGCUAGUUCUAGUUUUAGUGGGACUGCAGCUUUUGGGGCUACGACAACUGCACCUCCAGCUUUUCCCACUGGGACUAGCUCUACUUCGGGAUUCGGAGGGUCGAGCUCUAGCUUUGGGACACCUACGACUGCUCCUCCGGCGUUUGGGAGUGCCAACAGCAGUUUCAGUGGGUUUGGGGGGAGUACUCCUGGGAGUGGGGCUGCUUCGCCGUUUGGGGGAGCUGCUCCGGCUUUUGGAACGACGGGGUCUGGGUCCACUGGGACCGUUGCACCUUUUGGGGGGACCAAUGCCAGUGGAGGGUUCUCCUUUGGGGGCAGUGGGACCACACCUGCCACCACUCAGGGGACACAGGGGAUGUUCUCGUUUGGUGGCGGCAGCUCCAGCAGUGGGUUCCAGUUUAAUGGAAGUGCUGCACCACAAACUGGAGGGUUCAACUUCAGUGGUUCAGCCACACCAGCUUCGUCGAGUGUCCCAUCAUUCUCCGCCCCAGUCCCAUCAUUUGGCGCCUCCAGCGGUGGCAACAUGUUCAGCAUCGGUUCCGGUUCAGUAGCUCCACGUUCAAGAUCCACACGCCCAGGCAGACGCCAGAGAUGAUGGAGAAUGUAAAAUCUGCUCUAUCAAUAUCCACAUUACACUAAGGAAAUAGUCUAGGAUGAAUAACAAUCGAGUACUCCACGUGGUGACUAAUGUUCAAAAUCACUGAAAUACUUGGUACUCUUUUUUUGUUUCAAAAUAAUUAUAAAAUUGUGAAAAGGUGAUUGUGACUCGACUUGAUGACGUUUUGAGAUAAUUUGUGAUGAAAUUGUCUCGAUUUAGGUAAAAAAAUUUUAAUUAUAAUAUAAUUCAUGUACAUGACUGUUGCUCAAUCAAAGCAAUUUUAUACAAUUCCACGUGCAUUAAUCGAGUCACAACAACUUUAAAAUGGACUGUUUAACUCGUAAUAAAUAUGAAAAAAAAAAUUCCAAUGUUAACUGGACUCGUAUAAACAUUAAUUUUUGUUAAGAUAGAUCAAAUUCGAGGCUUUAUAAUGAACAAAAUAUUAACAACAUUUUGUACACAGAUGAUUACUGAAGGCAUUACAUCAAUGUCGAUUAAGAAUAGGGUAUCUCAUACUAUUGAACUCAUGAACAGUAAUCAUGUAUUUUCAGUUGGUGUUUGUCAUUUUUUUAUGUCUCGAUAGAUUCAACAAACAAUGAAGUUGAAUUAAAUAGAUGAAUAUUGCGCAAUAUCCAGUAAUGGAAAUAAGAGGAAGAGAUGUAUCUUAAAAUUGCGGAAAAGGUGAGGACAGAACUUGUACAGAGUAAUUAGUUAUAUUAUUAUAGAAAGAAAAAAUACGAAACUAUGGGUUUUUCAUUUUUUGUUGGCUCUUUAUGAUCUUUAGGUAAUUUCAUUCGAAUUCAAGCAUCUACAGUAGGGGAUUGAAUCGAGUGAAUUAUGAAAAUGUAUAGGAAUCAGUUUUUAUUAUGAUUGUAAUGAAACUCAUGUCAGUAAUAAAAAUAUUCUGAUUAAACAUAAUUAAUCUGGUAUAAUUAA
This is a messenger RNA of Diachasma alloeum, 5324 nucleotides long. RefSeq names its product nuclear pore complex protein Nup214. The transcript is spliced from 3 exons. The record is from RefSeq and is a predicted model, not a curated record. The coding region runs from base 75 to 4385 and encodes 1436 amino acids. Lineage: Eukaryota; Metazoa; Arthropoda; Insecta; Hymenoptera; Braconidae.